Molecule: messenger RNA, 1691 nt
Organism: Tachyglossus aculeatus (Australian echidna)
Lineage: Eukaryota; Metazoa; Chordata; Mammalia; Monotremata; Tachyglossidae
Gene: PPM1H
Product: protein phosphatase, Mg2+/Mn2+ dependent 1H
Exons: 11
Coding region: 120-1658 (512 amino acids)
Biological process (GO): protein dephosphorylation
Molecular function (GO): protein serine/threonine phosphatase activity
Source: RefSeq, a predicted model, not a curated record
CGCCUGCAUGGUCCUCGCCCCCGCGGCGCCCGCGCCCGCGCCCUCCCCGCCCGGCUCGGCCUCGUCGCGCUCCCGCUCCCGCUCCUCCUCCUCCCGCCGCCGCCGGGCUUGGGGCUAGCAUGCUCUCCCGGGUGAAGUCGGCCGUGGCCAAUUUCAUGGGCGGCAUCAUGGCUGGCGGGUCGGAGCACGGGGCCGGGGCCGGGGCGGGGGGGUCGGACUUGCCCCUGCGGUUCCCGUACGGGCGGCCCGAGUUCCUGGGUCUGUCCCCGGACGAGGUGGAGUGCAGCGCCGACCACAUCGCCCGCCCCAUCCUCAUCCUCAAGGAGACCAGGCGGCUGCCCUGGACCACGGGCUACGCGGAGGUUAUCAAUGCAGGGAAAAGCACGCACAAUGAAGACCAGGCCAGCUGUGAGGUGCUGUUCAUUAAGAAGAAGACUGGGGUCACCUUCACCCCCAGCAAAAACUCAUCCGUGAAGAGGAGGUCUUCUCUCCCCAACGGAGAGGGGCUGCAGCUCAAGGAGAACUCAGAAACAGAUGGCAUCACGUGCCACUACUGGUCGCUCUUCGACGGACACGCCGGGUCCGGGGCGGCCGUGGUGGCCUCCCGCCUGCUGCAGCACCGCCUGGUAGACCAGCUGCAGGACAUCGUGGACAUCCUGAAGAACUCGGCCGUCCUGCCCCCGACCUGCCUUGGGGAGGAGCCGGAGCAGCCGCCGGGCCACAGGACUCUGACCAGGGCCGCCUCCCUGCGAGGAGGGGUCGGGGGCCCGGGCUCCCCCAGCACCCCGCCCACCCGCUUCUUUACCGAGAAGAAGAUCCCACACGAGUGCCUAGUGGUCGGGGCCAUUGAAAGUGCGUUCAGGGCAAUGGACUUACAAAUUGAACGGGAGCGGAAGACAUACAACAUAUCCGGGGGCUGCACUGCCCUCAUUGUGCUGUACAUGUUGGGGAAACUGUAUGUGGCCAACGCUGGGGAUAGCAGGGCCAUCAUCAUCAGGAAGGGAGAUGUCACACCCAUGUCUUCAGAGUUCACACCCGAGACUGAGCGGCAGCGGCUUCAAUAUCUGGGCUUUAUGCAGCCUCAUCUCCUUGGGAAUGAGUUCACCCACUUGGAGUUUCCCAGAAGGGUUCAGCGCAAGGAGCUGGGGAAGAGGAUUCUCUACAGGGACUUCAAUAUGACAGGCUGGGCAUACAAAACCAUCGAGGACGAUGACUUGAAGUUUCCCCUUAUAUAUGGAGAAGGCAAGAAGGCGCGGGUGAUGGCCACCAUCGGCGUGACGCGGGGGCUCGGAGACCAUGACCUGAAGGUCCACGACUCCAACAUCCAGAUCAAGCCAUUCCUCUCUCCGGCUCCCGAGGUGAGAGUGUACAAUCUGUUGCAGUACGAGCACGGAGCGGACGAUGUCCUGAUCUUGGCCACGGACGGGCUGUGGGAUGUCUUAUCCAAUGAAGAAGUGGCAGGGGCUAUCACCAGCUUUCUACCCAACUGUGAUCCUGAUGAUCCACACAGGUACACCUUGGCGGCCCAGGACCUGGUCAUGCGAGCCCGGGGUGUGCUGAAAGACCGAGGCUGGCGGAUAUCCAGCGACAGACUGGGCUCCGGGGACGACAUCUCCGUCUACGUCAUCCCUCUGCUGCACGGAAACAAGCUGUCCUGAGGGCGGCCCUGGCGGGCCCUGGGGUGGCAAAGA